AUUUCAAAUUAGGGGAUGCCGCUACAUGCAAUAUUUCUGUCCUCACCUCUAGUCUUUAUGGACUAUGAGAAAGGUUUAUCAGUUAUAUCAAUUCAUAUAAAAGUAUGUAUCGCAAGCUAGUUCCUCACUCUGACAAUGUCAACGACAGAUUCGAAAAAUAAACCAUGCUGUCAAAUAAACAAAAAAGAUUGACAUUGCUGUAGGCCAAUCCGAUAUGCUAAAAUAAUGUGAUUGUCUUCUUUGAUCCAAUCAGGAGGGAUUAAGAUUCUGCGUGCAGCUAGCCUACUAGGGUGUCUUUCUUGUUCAGGUCUAGCUAACUUGUGAAGCUAAGCGGCUAGCCAGGUAUCAGACUUGAGAAAAUACAGCAAUCUUCUCGUCGAGAUAGCGGCUACAUUUAUAGUUGGGUUUAAAGGAAAGGUUUCCCCUUUGUCUACUGCAUAUAUCGUUACACGGAGAAGAGCUCGAGAUUCUCAUCAUCAAGUGGUGUCAUCUCUUCUGUACAUAUCUAGCUCAUCCUCACACCAGCCCUGUGAUUCCUUACGAAACAGAGGGACCACACCAGAGAAAGGGCCAAACUGUGCCUCCCUUCCUCCAGGUCCCCUCUGCCUCCCGAGUGUGUUUGAGUUUUCUCAAGAAUCCUCCUCGCUAUACCCAAAAUGUCCUCCAUCUUGCCUUUCACCCCUCCGGUUGUGAAGAGGCUCCUGGGGUGGAAGAAGUCAGCCAGCGGCCCCGGGGGAGCAGGGGGUGGAGAACAGAAUGGCCAGGAGGAGAAGUGGUGUGAGAAGGCUGUCAAGAGCCUGGUUAAGAAGCUGAAGAAGACUGGACAGCUGGACGAGCUGGAGAAGGCCAUCACCACCCAGAACUGUAACACCAAGUGUGUCACCAUCCCCAGCAAUUGCUCUGAAAUAUGGGGACUGAGUACACCAAAUACGAUAGAACAGUGGGAUACCUCAGGCCUAUACAGCUACCCUGACCAAACCAGAUCCCUGGAUGGGCGCCUGCAGGUAUCUCACAGAAAGGGUCUUCCUCACGUCAUCUACUGCCGCUUGUGGCGAUGGCCCGACCUGCACAGCCACCAUGAACUGCGUGCCAUCGAGGCCUGCGAGUACGCCUUCCACCUCAAGAAGGACGAGGUCUGCAUCAACCCCUACCACUACCAGAGGGUGGAGACCCCGGUUCUGCCUCCUGUACUUGUGCCAAGACACUCGGAAAUUCUGACAGAGCUGCCCCCAUUGGACGACUACACUCAUUCCAUACCUGAGAACACAAGCUUUCCUGCGGGGAUCGAGCCUCCAAAUAACUACAUACCAGAAACACCACCACCUGGAUACAUAAGUGAGGAUGGGGAAGCCAGCGAUCAACCGAUGAAUCAAAGUAUGGACACAGGUUCUCCUGCUGAAUUGUCCCCUGGCACCCUCUCACCUGUCAAUCAUAGCAUGGACCUGCAGCCGGUGACUUACUCUGAGCCUGCGUUCUGGUGCUCUAUAGCCUACUAUGAGCUGAACCAGCGUGUUGGAGAGACAUUCCAUGCUUCGCAGCCCUCUCUGACCGUGGAUGGUUUCACAGACCCCUCCAACUCAGAGCGUUUCUGUCUGGGCUUGCUCUCCAACGUCAACAGGAAUGCCACUGUAGAGAUGACCAGGAGGCACAUAGGAAGAGGAGUCCGGCUGUACUAUAUUGGCGGUGAGGUGUUUGCUGAGUGUCUCAGUGAUAGCGCCAUCUUUGUUCAGAGUCCAAACUGCAACCAGCGGUAUGGGUGGCACCCAGCAACCGUUUGCAAAAUUCCUCCAGGUUGUAACCUGAAGAUCUUCAACAACCAGGAGUUUGCAGCACUGCUGGCCCAGUCCGUAAACCAGGGCUUUGAGGCUGUGUACCAGCUCACCAGGAUGUGCACCAUCCGCAUGAGCUUUGUCAAAGGCUGGGGGGCUGAAUACAGACGGCAGACUGUCACAAGCACUCCCUGCUGGAUUGAGCUGCAUUUGAAUGGACCCCUGCAAUGGCUGGACAAAGUGUUGACUCAGAUGGGAUCCCCUUCUGUACGUUGCUCCAGUAUGUCAUAAUCCUAGAAAACGACCCAAAUAGUCGCCCACUCAAAGAUCAUAAAAUUCGAACUUGAGUCCCAUCGUGAAAAAAAGCUGCAGAAUACAUUUCUGCUGUAACAUACUUCAUAGUAUUUGUGGCCUAGUGCCACUUCCCUGUCUAAACGCACACGCCGUGAGACAGACUUUUCCGAAUAUAAUUUGGCACUUUGUUACCCAUCUUUGUGUUGCACCUUGUUAAAUUGCUUUUCCCCAAAUCCUUAAUAUUAGAUCUAUUUGUGGUACAAAUAAAAUGUAUAUUGGUUUUAAAGUCCAGGGAUGAAUUGUUGUAGGCAGGGGAAAUACCAAAAAAUCUUCUACGCAUAGUUUCUCAGUAAGAGAAUGCUUGUAUAAGUAACACAAGCGUAAAUGCUAAAUAUAUUCAUCCAUCUUUUUGACCAUGAGGUAACUUUUCUCUGGGAAACAUGGAUACAUCUUUUUUUUGUCAGGGGGAGUUAGCUUGGUUAAGAAAUUAUGAUGGCCUUUGUUGCUUUCUCCUUUAAGGGAAAUGCUAAAUUAUGUUUUUAAAUGUAAUUGCUUAAUUGAUGUAAUUAACUCUUUUACUCUUUUGUCAGAAUAUUUCUUUUUUUAUUCCAGAUGUGUGUCGUUGUAAGAUUCACUUCUUAAUGGACAUAUAGGAAUGUUUAGCACAAAAAGAAAACUAAACAGGCUGCAAAAUCAAUCUGGCUAUAGCUGACAUUCAUUUGAGCUCUUUGUCAUUAUAUGGCAUCCUCAAUGUUAUUAUAGGUAGCCUAUGUUUCAUUUCCACCACACACAGCCUCAGAAUGCAGGCUAGUAAGUCCUGAACUUGCUUAAGUUUGGAUGCACAAAGCAGGGACCAGAGAAUAUCAGCUCCAAAAGCUUUUUCUCAUGUUUCACUGGGUGUCUAAGUCUCUCGAGGUGAAUUAUUGAAAGGUUAUUUCACUUGGAGAAUUAAAGGUAUCAGUGAAUUUCAUUCUAUAUUGUGUUUAGCCUAUAUCCCCUUUCUUUUGCUACUUUUUUGUAUUCUCAUGUAUUUUUAUAUAUAAAUAUACUUAAAUGUUCUUCUGUCAUUCACUUUUUAUUAGAGUUAAUAUUUUCAAGACUGCCUGUUUUUAAGUGACAUGGCUCGCAAUCGAUGAGGAGCAUGGAUCAUUCCAUUUUAUUUUUUUUAAAGGUUAAACUUUAAUCUAAUUCCAAAAAAACACUGCCCCACGUAAUGUAAACAGGUAUAUUCUCAACAACAACAAAAAACACAUCUGGUACAUCAAAAGUACACAAAUCAAAGCUUAAAUGCCUGUAACCUGAUAUCUGUUUUCCUGCAAUGUAUGGUUAGGUUAUGUGACUCAGAGGCAUGUAUGAACCUUUUUUUGACUCAUUCAUCUCUUCACUCUUGGAAGCCAUUUGGUGCUCAAUAAAGGAUAAAAGGUCAACCAUAAAACUGAUAUUUUAUUUUUUCAGAUUUUUUUUUUUUAGCUAAAUGUUACAGAAACUUGGCAGUAUUCCAUGUUCUUACAUGAGAGAUGAAACUGCACACUGGGACAGAUUCUGUAUUAGUGUAUGUAUUUGUUCUUGUCUAUAAAAUACAGUAUGUACAACAAGACUGAGCUUGCAGUAUGCCAUUUUCAUUUUGUGGCUGGUGCAAGAUUUUUUUAACAUCUGUUUUCUCCCUUCUCCUUUAUUGAUGUUAUUAAUCUGUUAACCUUACGGCACUAGUGAUUGUACUUUGUAAGUGCAACUACUGUAGUGAGUUUGGAUUUGGGGAACUGAACCAUGUGUUAGGGUCCAGUGUUGAAGCCUUGUACCAUUGGCCUACAAGAUAUGAAUGUGAAGAGUACAUAACAAAUCUGAAGUGGACCAGACGUACAUAACAGUAGAACAGUAAUAUGUGUAUUUAACAGUAAACUAUUUGCAAAGCAGUCAGUAUAGUAGUUGUCACAGUUGUUUUACCAGUAGAGGGCGUUAUUGAUAGAGCAGGGGUUUUUUUCUGACCAUAAGCUUCUCAGGCGUGUGGCAUAUUAUGCAGACUUCAUAAAACACUAAUAAAGAUUUUUAUUCUCAUGAUGA
This is a messenger RNA of Oncorhynchus kisutch (coho salmon), 4124 nucleotides long. It is a transcript of the gene smad2, whose product is annotated as SMAD family member 2. Bases 657 to 2060 code for a protein of 467 amino acids. Gene Ontology annotation, molecular function: DNA-binding transcription factor activity, RNA polymerase II-specific; I-SMAD binding; RNA polymerase II cis-regulatory region sequence-specific DNA binding. Gene Ontology annotation, cellular component: heteromeric SMAD protein complex. The transcript is spliced from 11 exons. NCBI's taxonomy places the organism in Eukaryota, Metazoa, Chordata, Actinopteri, Salmoniformes, Salmonidae. The record is from RefSeq and is a predicted model, not a curated record. Gene Ontology annotation, biological process: activin receptor signaling pathway; positive regulation of transcription by RNA polymerase II; transforming growth factor beta receptor signaling pathway.